CUUCAGUCUCUCUGUGUGUGAAUUAGCUCCUUCAACAUGAGCUGCAGCUUCUACUUGGCCUUUGUGUGUCUGAGUCUCCUCACUCAAAGGUUGUGCAUCCAGGGGAACCAGUUCAAUGUGGAGGUCAGCCGAAGCGACAAGCUUUCCUUGCCUGGCUUUGAGAACCUCACUGCAGGAUAUAACAAAUUUCUCAGGCCCAAUUUUGGUGGUGACCCGGUUCGGAUAGCGCUGACGCUGGACAUAGCAAGCAUCUCUAGCAUCUCAGAGAGUAACAUGGACUACACGGCCACUAUAUACCUCCGGCAGCACUGGACAGACCCCCGGCUGGUGUUCGAAGGCAACAAGAGUUUCACUCUAGACGCCCGGCUCGUGGAGUUCCUCUGGGUACCGGACACUUACAUUGUGGAGUCCAAGAAGUCCUUCCUCCAUGAAGUCACGGUGGGAAACAGGCUCAUCCGCCUCUUCUCCAACGGCACAGUCCUGUAUGCGCUCAGAAUCACAACAACUGUUACAUGUAACAUGGAUCUGUCUAAAUACCCCAUGGACACACAGACCUGCAAGUUGCAGCUAGAGAGCUGGGGAUAUGAUGGCAAUGACGUGGAGUACUCCUGGCUGAGAGGGAAUGAUUCCGUGCGUGGACUGGAAAACCUGCGCCUUGCUCAGUAUACCAUCCAACAGUAUUUCACCUUGGUCACCGUAUCCCACCAGGAAACAGGGAACUAUACACGACUGGUUCUGCAGUUUGAGCUCCGGAGGAACGUCUUGUAUUUCAUUCUGGAAACCUACGUUCCUUCCACGUUCCUGGUGGUGUUGUCCUGGGUUUCGUUUUGGAUUUCUCUUGAUUCCGUUCCUGCAAGAACAUGCAUUGGGGUGACAACAGUGUUAUCCAUGACCACACUGAUGAUCGGCUCCCGCACAUCCCUACCCAACACCAACUGCUUCAUAAAGGCCAUUGAUGUGUACCUGGGGAUCUGCUUCAGUUUCGUGUUUGGGGCCUUGCUGGAGUACGCAGUUGCUCACUACAGCUCCUUACAGCAGAUGGCAGUCAAAGAUAGGGGGACAGUGAAGGAAUCGGAAGACGUCAAGAUCACUAACAUCAUCAACAGCUCCAUCUCCAGCUUUAAACGAAAGAUCAGCUUUGCCAGCAUUGAACUAUCCAGUGACAAUGUCAACUAUAGCGACUUGACAAUGAAAGCCAGCGACAAGUUCAAGUUUGUCUUCCGAGAAAAGAUCGGUAGAAUUGUUGAUUACUUCACAAUUCAAAAUCCCAGCAAUGUGGAUCGAUACUCGAAACUACUAUUCCCUUUGAUCUUUAUGUUAGCCAAUGUAUUUUACUGGGCAUACUACAUGUAUUUUUGAGAUGACAUUGAACUUUUGCACGCCAGGUGUCUUUAACAGAAUAACAUAAUGAUGUUAAGGACAUGUGUAUGCACUUCAGCUGAAGAAGCUACAUAACGAUUUUUCUAAGUUGUGUAGAAGUCCUACUGUGACAGGAUUCUGUAAUGGAAUCGUUAUAAAGCAACCCUUUUCUUCUUCAGUUUGGACAGAGCAUCCCCACAGAAGACUGCAAACCUGCUCAGGGCUAUUUGCUCUCUGCAUCUCUGGUCUGCAGUCAAUGCACAAAAUUGUGGGUAGAAGGUUGAUUAUAUAGAAGGGGUUUAUUUUUUAAAGAAUCCAUCGUGCCGUUUACUAAAUCUCUGCAAUGUUUGUAGGUUGUGUUCUUGCCUAUUUAGUGAGAGGCGUUUUCUAAUUUUUGCUUCUCCUUGAAAUGAAAUACAGGUUUAUGUCAAUUCACUGGUGAUCACACCUCACCUCAUCAACUCAGUGCCAGCUAGGUUCUGAGUAUCAUUUAAUACCACAGAAUUCCAAUAAAUCCUAUUAUUGAAAAAUCAAAUGUAAAUUAGUAAAACUAGCAGAUCAAUAAACUGAAACAUAAGUCCUUUAAUAUAGUUGCCCAGGCUUGAAGAACCCCAGGCUUGUGUCACGAUUACACAUAUCUCGUUAUUUUAUUGUUAUACACCUUAGUCCUACACUGUAUAAAAACCAUUUUUCUACAUCAGGAAAACAGGAGGAGGUUUUGAAACCUUAUUCUAGGAUGCUUAAUACAGAGUGCUACCGUGAAGACUUGCUGGGUCAAGUCUGUUUUCUAGCAAACUUUACUCACAUACUGGCUAGGUACCAAGUAGACCAGAGAGUGUUCUGUCCUGUGAUUGUGGAUCUCACAUUGGAGAGCAUUUUGCCAGGGGCAGAUCCCCUAAAUCCUUGCAGGAGGAGCUCUCAUCCUUGUGCUCCAGUGACCAGGCAGGAGUGAUGUCUGUCAGAUAAAGAGCCAUAUUACCCAGAUACGAGUAGCUCAGCUUAAAUAGAUUCCUUUCUCCAACCUUUCUAGCUAGACCACUUGAAGCAGCUUAUCCUACAAGAGCAGGAGACCACCCGUCCCUGAGUCCUGACUGUUUUGAACCAUGGUGAGACCUGUUGCGCAACCCACACGAGCUAUCUUUUCUGAGUUCAGCCAGUGUCAGCCUGACCCAGGAGCUGGUGUGUGCCGCUCCCUCUUGCUCCUGGGGACUCGACUAUGUAAUUCAGCCUCAUUUAUUUCAAAGGCUCUCCUCACCUUCAGCCCUUCAGCCUCCUUUUCUAAGGAAUGCGCAGCUUUGCCUGUCCUUUCUAAAGCAAACGAGAAGUUUAGGUGGUCUUUCCUUUCACGUCUUUCACCUAUGGGUCCUCCUUUUAAUCAUCAUGAUACUUCCCAUAAUUCGGGAUUUUUGAGCUUGAUUGCCUGGAGCUUAACAAAUAUUUCUACUUUAGAACUCACUUUGCUUGUUGGAAUAUACUUUUAAGCUAGGUGUAGUUGCACCAGUAAGAGAGCUCUUAGUAAAAUCGCUUCAUAUUUUAUAUCUGUCUAUUUUAUAUACAUACUUAAGGGGAAAGGUUAGGAGAAGGGAAAUGUG
Messenger RNA from Meriones unguiculatus (Mongolian gerbil), 2951 nucleotides. RefSeq names its product gamma-aminobutyric acid type A receptor subunit pi (gene Gabrp). The transcript is spliced from 9 exons. The record is from RefSeq and is a predicted model, not a curated record. Gene Ontology annotation, biological process: monoatomic ion transmembrane transport; signal transduction; regulation of membrane potential. Gene Ontology annotation, molecular function: GABA-A receptor activity; neurotransmitter receptor activity; extracellular ligand-gated monoatomic ion channel activity. Lineage: Eukaryota; Metazoa; Chordata; Mammalia; Rodentia; Muridae. Gene Ontology annotation, cellular component: synapse; neuron projection; GABA-A receptor complex. The coding region runs from base 37 to 1359 and encodes 440 amino acids.